AUGAAAUGUGUGCGAAUUGCAGGUAUAGUAACGAUGACGACAGUUGGCUACGGGGAUGCUGUGCCAGCGACAACAAUGGGCAAAAUCAUAGCGUCAGCAGCGAUAAUGUGCGGCGUGUUGGUGCUAGCCCUGCCAAUCACAAUAAUCGUGGAUAACUUCAUCAAAGUGGCACAGGAUGAGCAGCAAGCGGAGCAGCAAAAAGUGGAUCAGAUGCGGCAAGAACAAACGAUACAGUCAAUGCUUAACAAGGAAGCGAAUGAAGACUCUUAA
This is a messenger RNA of Gongylonema pulchrum, 270 nucleotides long. NCBI's taxonomy places the organism in Eukaryota, Metazoa, Nematoda, Chromadorea, Rhabditida, Gongylonematidae. The record is from the annotation of a GenBank genome assembly.